GGAGGGCGAACUUGAGUUUAAAAAAAAUUUCUUUUACCCGGUGACGGCCGAAAUCGAACAAAUGAACCAGCCCAUGUUGAAAAGUAGAGAUUGCAAAGAUCCGAAAGACGAACUUUACGACUGGUUGAACAAUUUCGAAUUCUCUAAGCCCAAGAAGAACUUGGCAAGGGACUUUUCCGACGCAGUUCUGAUGGCGGAACUACUCAAGAAACAUUUUCCAAGAUUUGUAGAACUUCACAAUUAUCCACCCGCAAAUUCUCAGUUUAACAAGCUUAAAAAUUGGAUUACACUCAAUGAUAAGGUUUUAACCAAAAUUGGACUUCCGCAACAGAUGACGACUCUCCAAGAAGCCGCAUCCGCAAACAAACAGUUUAUCGAAGACAUUCUUCUUGCUGUGAAGGAAAAACUGGACGAAAUAGACCGUUUGAAGAAAGUCACCGAAAGCGACCAAAGCAAUAUCACAAUUACUGAAGAAAUAUUGGGUGGUACAAGAAUAGUAGAACUGCAUAUUACAUCCACAGUUCCUUAUGAAGAACACAGCCUUGUCCUGCAGGAGCUAAUGGAGAAGAAAGAAGAGGCUGCCACACUGCAAGCAAAGGUGUCUCAUCUAGAAGCAAUGCUGGAACUGAAAGAUCAGAGAAUAACAGACUUAAGUAUUCAACUGAAAAGGUGCACCUGUCACAAAUAAAAGAAUCGAGGGUAUUAAAUAAAUUACAAAAGGGUGUAAAUGGCAAAUCAUUAAAAUUGCUUAAUCAUAAUUUAUUACUUAUACC
Cimex lectularius (bed bug) is the source of this 773-nucleotide messenger RNA. RefSeq names its product sperm flagellar protein 1-like. Gene Ontology annotation, biological process: regulation of cytoskeleton organization. The coding region runs from base 62 to 688 and encodes 208 amino acids. The transcript has 5 exons. The record is from RefSeq and is a predicted model, not a curated record. Gene Ontology annotation, cellular component: axoneme. Gene Ontology annotation, molecular function: microtubule binding. NCBI's taxonomy places the organism in Eukaryota, Metazoa, Arthropoda, Insecta, Hemiptera, Cimicidae.